Messenger RNA from Oncorhynchus gorbuscha (pink salmon), 5141 nucleotides. RefSeq names its product phospholipase D2-like. Gene Ontology annotation, molecular function: D-type glycerophospholipase activity; phosphatidylinositol binding. Lineage: Eukaryota; Metazoa; Chordata; Actinopteri; Salmoniformes; Salmonidae. Gene Ontology annotation, biological process: phosphatidic acid biosynthetic process; cell motility; intracellular signal transduction. The record is from RefSeq and is a predicted model, not a curated record. The transcript has 25 exons. The coding region runs from base 394 to 3309 and encodes 971 amino acids.
CUCUGCCAAAUUACCCCCUCUAACUUUUUAAAGGGAACUACGGUGAUUUAGAAAUUGUUUUAAACAACACUUAAAUAGGCCAGCUACAAAGGGCCUAUGCGACAUUUCAACCGGACCCUUCAUUAUUGUCUCACAUUGCCAAAUCUGCUCCUACGCUCGCAUGCCAAGAUUUUAGUUUUUUCCCUGGAAUGUUUUGGAACUCUGUAACUGCAAUGGUGAAACUGGGAUGGGUGGAGGCUAUGACAAAAACUUUCCAUAGGCUAUAAAGAAACAAAUCUUGUCAGCCAAUCGGAUCCCUCAACCCACAUGCAUUUGCACACACCCUUCUUCUCUCAUUGUGUCCCAGCCUUCUUAUGUAUCACACUGUCGAUGAUAAACCAGGGAUAGACCACCAUGGCUAGUCCAGCACCAGCAUGCUGCAAAACCCCUUCCAGUCCAGAGGGGGGAGUGGCGGAGACCCAAACGACAAAGCGCUUCAUCACGGACAACUAUGAGCUAAGCAAGGAAGAGCUAGAUGGUCUCAUGAAGGAAGGAGAAGAAGAGCGUCCCUUCCUGGUGGUCCAUCAUCUGCUGGAUGUAAAAGAGGCAGGUGUGCCGGUAUUAUUGCCUGGGACCCAGGUCAUAUGCAGAGUGGACAGCACUGAGAGAUACACCACACGCUCCAAGGUCAGUGUGUGCUCUCUGUACACUGUGAAGCUGACCCAUGGCAAGUUCACCUGGACGGUCAAGAGGAAAUACAAGCACUUCCAGGAGCUGCAUCGUGACCUCUACAAGCACAAGAUGAUGGCUCACUUCCUGCCUCUGGGAAGAUUUGCAGCCCAGAGAGCGCAGCUGAGGGCUAUGACAGAGGAGAUGCCAAGUCUACACGGCACUGAGAGGAUGAGACAAACCUCCAGUAAACCGAAAUACCUUGAAGAAUAUCUAAAUGGCCUUCUGGAGAAUUCAUUUUGUAAGAACUUCCACGGCAUGCUGGAAUUCCUUGAUGUCAGUGCUCUCUCUUUUGUCAGUGAGCUUGGACCCAAAGGCCUGGAGGGUUCCAUCUUCAAAAGGUCAGGAGGUCAUCGUAUCCAGGGGCUGAACUGUAUUGGUCAUCACCAGUUCUGCUUCCGCUGGUCAAAGCGCUGGCUGGUGGUCAAGGAUUCCUUCCUGCUCUAUAUGAACCGGGAAAAUGGGGUCGUCUGCUUUGUACUGGUCUUUGACCCAGAGUUCAAAGUUCAAGUGGGCCGUGCAUACACUGAUACCAAGUAUGGGGUCUGUAUUCAGAACUUCACCAGGAAUCUGGUCAUCAAGUGUAACAGCUACAGACAGGCUCACUGGUGGAGCCAUGAGAUCAAUAGGCUGGCUGAGCCUUGUGAAUUCCUCCAGGUCCAACGCUUUGGGGGCUUUGCCCCGCCACGGGAGAACACACUCACUAAAUGGUAUGUAAAUGGCAGUGGCUACUUUGCAGACCUGGCUGAUGCUCUGGAGCAGGCCAAGGAGGAGAUCUUCAUCACAGACUGGUGGCUCAGUCCAGAGGUUUUCCUGAAGAGGCCAGCUACAGGAACAUACUGGCGUCUGGACCAGAUCCUCAAACGCAAAGCAGAACAAGGUGUCAAAGUGUGUGUGCUUCUGUACAAGGAGGUGGAGAUGGCACUGGGUAUAAACAGUGGCCACAGCAAGAAGACACUGAUGGACAUGCACCCCAACAUCAAGGUGAUGCGACACCCCAACCACAUGUCCGCUGUGGUAUUUUUCUGGGCCCAUCAUGAGAAGAUGGUGGCCAUCGACCAAUCAGUGGCCUUCGUUGGAGGCUUGGACCUGGCCUUUGGGAGAUGGGACGACAGCCAGUACCGGUUGACUGAUAUAGUUCCCACAGAGACAGCCAAUCACAUCUCUGAAGAAGUGCCAAAGGCUCCAAUUUCUGAGCCAGAGGCAGCUGAUUCAGGUGACCAAGUGGAUGGGUCAAACUCAGCCCAGGAUCCAAAGCCUCCAGAGCCGGAAGAGGUCAAUGCUGAGGAUCUGAAGAACAACACCCAGCUGUGGCUUGGCAAGGACUACAGCAACUUCAUCAAGAGAGACUGGGUCCAACUGGACCGCCCAUUUGAAGACAACAUUGACCGCACUGAGGUGCCCCGUAUGCCGUGGCGUGACCUGUCUGCUGCCCUCCAUGGCAAAGCUGCCAGGGACGUGGCCCGCCACUUCAUCCAGCGCUGGAACUUUGCCAAGAUCUUUAAGUACAAGAACAUUAGAAGCACGUUUUUCCCAUGCCUUCUUCCCAAGUCUCACAGUACUGCUGAUGCACUGCCAUUCACUGUGCCUGGCUCUGGGAAGGCCUCCGUGCAGGUGUUGCGUUCUGUGGAUCGCUGGUCCGCCGGAACUUGUGACAACUCUAUCCUCAAUGCCUACAUCCAUACCAUCGAUAACAGCGAACACUACAUCUACAUCGAGAACCAGUUCUUCAUCAGCUGUGCUGAUGGGAAGAACGUGCACAAUGGCAUCGGUGACGCAAUCGUGAAGAGGAUACUACGUGCACACAGUGAGCAGAAGAAGUACAGGGUGUUUGUGGUGGUGCCCCUGCUUCCUGGGUUUGAAGGAGACAUCAGCGAGGGGGGUGGGAAAGCCAUCCAGGCCAUAUUACACUUCACCUACAGGACCAUGUGCCGUGGAGAGUACUCCAUACUGAUGAGACUGAGAGAACUUGAAGACCAGUGGAGCGAGUACAUCACCCUGUGUGGCCUGCGCACACACUCCCAGCUCUCCCAGUCCCUGGUCACAGAGCUCAUCUACGUACACAGCAAGACCCUCAUAGCUGACGACCGCCGCUACAUCAUCGGCUCAGCUAACAUCAAUGACCGCAGUAUGCUGGGGAGCCGGGACAGCGAGCUGGCUGUGCUGGUGGAGGAUGAGGAGAGGAUCCCCUCCAUUAUGGGGGGAGAGGAGUACCAGGCUGGACCCCUCACUCUGGCCCUGCGCAAAGAGUGUUUCAGGGUGCUUUUAGGAGCCGAUUAUGAACCCCAGAUCGACAUCGAUGACCCGAUCAGUGACCUGUUCUUCUUUGUGGGAUGGAACACGACGGCAAAACUGAAUGCUAUGAUUUAUGACAAGGUCUUCCGCUGCCUCCCCUGCAACUCUGUCCACAACAUGAGGGAGCUGAAGGAGCAUUCAGGCCUGGAACGCCUGUGUGACACACACCCCCAGCAGGCUAAAGAGGAGCUGGAGGCCGUCAGGGGGCUACUGGUCCACUUCCCCCUCAACUUCCUGUCUGAGGAGAAUCUGCUCCCCCCACUGGGCAGCAAGGAGGGCAUGGCUCCAACAGAACUCUGGACAUAAGAGUACCAGGCUACCAGCCACAAGGACCAAGAUGACACUGGAAAAGCCCAGUGCAGCAGGAGAGAGCUUUAUAGAUUUGUAUCGCAUUGACCAGAUUCCACUCCAUUGUAAAUCAAAAGAUUGGAACAAAAUGUAUACUCAACUCACCUACACUAACUGAUGUGUCUUUGAAGACUGCAAAUAAAUGCAAGGCAUUUAGGAUGUUUACAUAGAUGUUACAGAGUGAAUUUGAACUCUGUUAAAAUGGAGGAAGAAAAAAUUAAACACUAGAUGAUAAUCUAUACUAAUGCAUUAUGAGCCUUGUAUGUGCUCCAAGUGACUAUGUGACAUAGCUAUUUGAAGGAUUACCACUCUUGUAAUGUUAAAAGCACAUUUUUACGAUGUUGGAUCAUUGCUGUACUCAACUGACCAAAUGUGUUUGUUGAUAUAAUACUGAACCUGAGUAUUUCUUUUUUCAAAGGGCUUAGGUAUGGGUCUGCCAUUAUAGAACACAACAGGAACAGGAUGCCACUGUACGAUAGGCAGGGGGAGGAAUGGAGAUCAGAAUUCAAGAGUCUCAGAUGAUUGAAGAACAUCGAGUACAUGUGUUCUUGCAAGGUUGUGGGUGGAUAGCUCUCCUCUCUCUCUCUGCCUCUCUCUCUCUCUUACCCUCUCAAUGCAGUACCAGCAAAUCUGUCAGAACAUUUGUGGUUGUUAUGGUGAUGGUUACAAAGAGCUGACAAGAAUGUGGCCAAAGAGGAAAGGAGAGCUAAACAGGGGCAGAGUACGAUGAGCUAAACAGGGGCAGAGUACGAUGAGCUGUGGACUGAAUCAAACAGGUUUCUGAAAAGAUUGAAGGUGAUAUGGAAGACAUGGCUGUGAGAGAGAGCCCAUGGCAAAAGGGGAAGAAAAAGGACCAUAAAGAGAGUCAUGAAGUGAAUAGAGGGGAAUGAGGAAAAAGAUAUUCAGGGGGUGCACCUGGCGUGCUUUAAUUGUUGCGUAUUUUUGCUGUCACCAUGGCAACCAAGUACAUUAUUGUUACAUUACUUACCCAGUUGUCUGUGGUCCAGAACAUUCCACUUCAUUUUGAGCUAGGGGAGCAAGGAAAUAGUGUUUCUGUAAAGCACCGUUUCUAAUCUGGGAUGGGAGGAAUCAAGUGACAGGUGAACAAGGAGCAGGGAUGGUCUAUUUUCUGCCAUAGUCUUCCUAUGCAUUUAACAGGUUUAUGUUUCCAUUGAUAGUCUCAUGUGCAUGCUGAAUUCUAGCAUGUUGUCCCUAUCUCAGCAUAAUACAAUUAUUAGGCUUAACCUAUUUAUUUUACCAAGUUAUUUAGACUAACUGAAAUGGUCAUGUUUAUUUAGUGAUACUACUUAAUCUAUCACCACCACUACUACUUCUCCUCUUCCUCUUCCCCCUGCUACUGCUACUGUUUCAUCUGCUAAAUAUGUCUGUGACAAAUAACGUUUGAUUUCAUUUGAUGAUAUUAUGCCUACUACAACUACUACUAAUUUUGUUUUAGAGUUUGGCAUUGGUUUCAUAUUUUCAUUUCACCAAAUAAAAUGUGUAAUUUCUCAACUCUAUCAAUGGUUAUUAUAUUCAUGCAUACUUUAUGCUGAGUCUAAACCCCAUUUAUAGAUGAUAAUGUUAAAGAUUUACUGUCUAUUCACAAACCUGUCUGCCACCUUUUGUAGGCCUACCUUUCACUAUGUUUUAAAACCUUUUAAUGUGCAUCAAAUGUAUGUAUCACUUAAUUAUUAUAACUAUAGCCUCUGCUUUAUUUUUUUUUCAAUGAUCAUGUGUGAGAAUGUAUCUUUGUAACAUUUAAUAAACAUCCUAACAUUUAAACAUUUAAA